AUGGAUGCUUAUUCCGGAUACAAUCAGAUACAAAUGGAUCCUGCUGAUGAGGAGGCAACAACCUUUCAAACUGAUAAGGAGUUGUACUGUUACCUAGUAAUGUCAUUCGGGCUCAAGAAUGCCAGGGCAACAUACCAACGCCUGAUGAAUAAAAUUUUUAAGAACCUUAUCGGGCGCACUAUGGAAGUAUAUGUGGAUGACAUGCUAGUAAAUAGCCUCGAGAAGUCCCAGCAUAUCUCAGACUUGGAACAAUGCUUCUGCCUCCUUCGAUCUUACAACAUGCGCCUCAACCCCUCCAAAUAUGCAUUUGGAGUCAUCUCAGGAAAAUUUCUGGGGUUCAUGGUCACCCACCGAGGAAUUGAGACCAACCCGGAAAAGAUCAAGGCCCUAAGAGACAUGCUACCCCCGAGAAAUAUCAAGAAAGUCCAGAGAGGUGCUCGUAGCUCAAGAUUUCAGUGGACCGAUAAAUGCCAAGAGGCUUUCGAACAACUCCGAGCUUUUCUAGCCUCGCUGCCACUACUCUCGAAGCUAGUUCCAGGGGAAAUUUUGUAUAUGUAUAUGGCCGUCUCCUCCCAGGCUAUAAGCUCAGUCUUGGUUCGGGUAGAUGAUACUGUUCAACGCCCAAUCUAUUAUAUUAGCAAGGUAGUUUCAGAGACUGAGACACGUUAUCCAUUAGCAAAUAAAACAGCCUUAGCGUUAAUCUUCUCAGCAAGAAGGUUACGCCCUUAUUUCCAAGCACACGCGAUCAGGGUUUAUACAAACCUACCAUUGAAGAGUAUUCUCCAAAAGCCCGAGUCAUCUGGAAGAUUGAUCAAAUGGUCAGUGGAGCUUGGAGAAUUUGAUAUACAGUUCCUACUUAGACCCGACAUCAAGUCGCAAGUACUUGCCGAUUUUGUGGUCGAAUGUACUAACCACACCUCCAAUGAAUCAAUUGAUGUGUCUCCUUCCUCUUCCUGUUGGACAUUAUAUGUUGAUGGAGCUUCUGGGAGUUCUGGUGCUGGCACUGGAAUCUUAUUGAUCUCCCCGCAGAAAGCCACACUCGAAUACGGACUUAGACUAAAGUUCUCAGCAACAAACAACGUCGCUGAAUAUGAAGCUCUAAUCGCCGGAUUGAGACUGGCAAUCAAUUGUGAAGUACAAGACUUCGUGGUUCACACUGAUUCCCAACUGGUCGCCUCUCAAGUAAUUCAAUCAAUAGAUGAAUUAAAAGAAGCUUCUUGGAUCGACCCCAUCCUCACUUUCCUACAAGAUGGCGUUCUUCCUGAAGACCCAACAGUGGCGGUACAACUUCGGAGGCAGGCAGCAAACUUCACCAUUAUUAAUGGAGAGUUAUACAAAAGAUCUUUCACAGGGCCAUACCUCAAAUGUCUUCCUCCUUCAGAGGCGAACUAUGCACUCCGAGAAGUACAUUCAGGCAUUUGUGGGGAACAUCUGGGCGGAAGGGCGCUAGCUCAAAAGGUCUUGAGACAGGGAUUUUACUGGCCAACGAUGAAGCAGGACGCAUUAGAGCUCGUACGAAAAUCCACAGGACAGCGGAAGUUCAUCAUCUUGGCUGUGGACUAUUUCACAAAGUGGGUAGAAGCAGAACCUCUGACAAAGAUCACUGAAGCAAAUGUCAAACAGUUUAUAUGGAAGAACAUAAUAUAUUGCUUUGGCAUUCCAGUAAAACUUAUCACCGAUAACGGAACACAGUUCACCGGAAGGGUCUUCACCAUAUUUUGUAAAGAUCUCCACAUUCAACUGGUACACACGGCUGUGGCCCAUCCUCAGACUAAUGGACAGACAGAGGUCACUAAUCGAACCAUUCUGAGAGGAUUGAAGACAAGGCUGGAUAAGGCUGGGGGGCAAUGGGCUGACGAGCUCCUAAAUAUCCUUUUGGAGGCUGUCAUUCCCGUCGACAUUGGAGUCCCAAGUCAUAGAGUUCAAACUUUUGACUUAAAUGCUAACGACAAAAAACUCAGGCACAACCUAGACCUCUUUCCGGAAGCAAGAGACGAGGCGAUGCUUAAGGUUUCUGCCUACUACCAGAGAGUUGUCCGGUACUAUAAUAAAAGAAUGAAACCACGACGUAUAUCGAUUGAAGAUCUUGUUCUACGCAGCAUUGAGACAGCAGGAAAAG
Messenger RNA from Dendrobium catenatum, 2119 nucleotides. RefSeq lists its product as uncharacterized. The record is from RefSeq and is a predicted model, not a curated record. The annotation marks the transcript as partial. Lineage: Eukaryota; Viridiplantae; Streptophyta; Magnoliopsida; Asparagales; Orchidaceae. Gene Ontology annotation, biological process: DNA integration. The transcript is spliced from 5 exons. Gene Ontology annotation, molecular function: RNA-DNA hybrid ribonuclease activity; nucleic acid binding.